GCCAGGUGACGCUCCCAGUGAAUGUUCAUCAUCAAACCAUCAAGAGUGUCUAGAAGCUCCUCAAGCUCCGCGCCUGUUAACAGAGAUGUACCGAACUGCCUUGGUAGCGCUCGCAGUGCUGCUCUGCUCUGCGCCCCCGGUGAAUGGAGGGAAGGUCUUGGUGUUCCCUGUAGAUGGGAGCCACUGGGUCAACAUGAAAGUCAUCAUCGAGGAGCUCCACUCCAGAGGCCACGAGAUCACAGUGCUGCGGCCGUCAGACACCUGGUACAUCAAGCCAGAGUCGCCUCACUACAAGUCCAUCACCAUAAACUCCUCAGCUGGUUUCGAUGAGAAACGCUUCGGGUCAUUUGUCACCACGAUGCUGAACUUGCGACGGGAAGGCGCGUCACUCUGGACGCGGAUGUCUCUGGAGUACGAACUGAUCACCCAGUUCUAUCAAAUGCAUAAGAAGGUGCUUGAGAUGGUGGGGGACAUAUUUGACAAUCCCGAAUUGAUGCAGAGCCUCCACGAUGCCAAGUAUGAUUUGGUUCUGACAGAUCCAGCGAUCGGUGGAGGGGUUCUUCUGGCUCACCGUCUGGCUCUUCCACUUGUCUUUAAUGUGAGGUGGACUAUUCAGGGUGAGGGGCAUCAAGCGAUUGCACCAUCCCCCCUCUCCUAUGUCCCCUUACCAGGGAUAGAGCUGACUGACAAGAUGACAUUUACCCAGCGGCUCAAGAACUUCCUUUACUACUUCUUUACAUGUUUUCAAAUUUGGUACGUCACAGACUCGAACUACAAACCUUUCGUCCAUCGUUACUUCGGCAGCGACGUACAUUACAUGGAGCUGUUCCAGGCGGCAGACAUCUGGCUGAUGAGGAACGAUUUUACCUUUGAGUUCCCGCGACCGACGAUGCCAAACGUCGUCUACAUGUCAGGAUUUCAGUGCAAACCCUCCAAGACCCUGUCCAAAGAACUGGAGGAUUUCGUGCAGAGCUCUGGGGAACAUGGCGUCGUUGUUAUGACGCUGGGAACCCUGGUGGCAAAACUUCCGGAGGACGUCGCCGAGGACAUCGCAGCUGGUUUCGCCCAACUUCCUCAGAAGGUGAUCUGGAGGUACCAAGGCAAAAGGCCGUCCACCCUCGGCAACAACACUUUACUCCUGGACUGGCUGCCUCAAAACGACCUCCUGGGUCACCCCAAGACCCGAGUGUUUGUGGCCCACGGAGGCACCAAUGGAAUGCAGGAGGCCAUCUACCACGGCGUCCCCCUGGUCGGCCUGCCCCUCAUGUUCGACCAGCAUGACAACUUCUUCAGGAUGAAAGCAAGAGGCGUGGCCAAAGUCCUGGACAUCGCAACCCUGAACAAAGACAACUUCCUGGAGGCGCUGGAGGAGGUGCUCUAUGAGCCGAGCUACAGGGAGAAGAUGACGACGCUGUCCAACCUCCACAGAGACCAGCCCAUGAAACCAUUGGAUCGCGCCAUUUUCUGGAUCGAGUUCGUCAUGAGGCACAAGGGCGCUCCGCACCUCAGGACAGAGUCUUAUAGGAUGUCCAGUAUCCAGUACUACUCGAUCGACGUGGUGGCAUUCCUGCUGGCUGUUAGUUUGCUAGUAUUUAUUGUUUUUAUCUCCGCAACAAAGUUUUUGUGGCGCAGAGUGUUUUCUAGAAGCAAAGUCAAGAAAGAAUGACGAAGGUGCCGCGAGAUUGUUUGUGUAACAUCACACGAGUAAACUGUUGUAUUCUGUAUUUUGUGUCAGUCUUUCACUGGUGUCCUAACGUGCGUAGUGUAGCUGAAGUGUGUAGCGUGUAGCUGAACGUAAACACAAACCUCAUAAGGUCUCGUGAGCCGUCGUGUUUCUGUUUGUUAUCUCAAAAAUCUGAUCUGAGCCAAGUAAUCAGUUUUUAGGGAUUAUGUUUUUAUUUUGAAGGAUUUUUAAUAUUUUUCUUAGUCUCAUAAACUAAAUGCACUUGAAGAUAAAUGGAAUAAAAUAACUGGCACAUGUAUCCUGUGAUUGUCUAUUACUAAG
Seriola dumerili (greater amberjack) is the source of this 2005-nucleotide messenger RNA. RefSeq names its product UDP-glucuronosyltransferase 2B15-like. Gene Ontology annotation, molecular function: UDP-glycosyltransferase activity. The transcript is spliced from 2 exons. Bases 86 to 1666 code for a protein of 526 amino acids. Lineage: Eukaryota; Metazoa; Chordata; Actinopteri; Carangiformes; Carangidae. The record is from RefSeq and is a predicted model, not a curated record.